Molecule: messenger RNA, 4065 nt
Organism: Gigantopelta aegis
Lineage: Eukaryota; Metazoa; Mollusca; Gastropoda; Neomphalida; Peltospiridae
Exons: 1
Coding region: 1-4065 (1354 amino acids)
Biological process (GO): DNA integration
Molecular function (GO): zinc ion binding; nucleic acid binding
Source: RefSeq, a predicted model, not a curated record
AUGUCAGAUGUUGGUGCUGAAGAAAUGCAGCCUGAUCAAGAAUUGGUUGAACUUUUGGAAAUGGACAAACAAAAACUAACAAAGAAACAAUUACAGAAAGUACAUGACAAAGAAGUAGAAAUGGCUCGAAUGAAAUUUCAACUGGAAAUGGAGAAGUUAAGAAUGGAAAGAGAAAGAGAGAAGGAAGAAAUGAAUUUUAGGAUAAAAGAACUUGAAUUAGACAAUGCUAAACAAAUUAAAACUUUGGAAGUGGAAUUACAGAAAUCAAAAGAUACACAGGAGUUAAAAUGUUCGAGUUUGUCCAUGAAAGUGAAAAUGCAACCGUUUGAUGUGGAAAAGGAAGAUAUUUUAACAUAUCUAUCCGAGUUUGAGGCUGUGGCCCAACAAGCCGGGUGGGAUGAUAAGGUUAAAGUGCUGCAGCUAAGAACCUUAUUACCCGGUGUUGCACGAGAAGUAGCACGCGAAUCAAGCCAGGACUUUAAGGGUCUGAAGAGGGCGUUGGUUACCAGGUUUGGACGGCGACCGGCGGACUACUUUGUUUUGCUUGAUCAAAUCAAGCGGAAGGGGAAAGAGACAUACAGGGGAUUGAACUCUCGUAUACGGAUGUACGUGGAGAGGUUUCUCGAUGAUAAAGAUCCAACUGACCAGCUGUGUGAAGCUUUCUUUCUAAAAGCGUUACCUCCAGCACAAGCACAGUGGAUUGUGAGAAACAAAGGUUCAGGCAGUGUAGUGGAAGCGGCGGAAGAUUACGUAGAAUCAGAUAAUACAAUCAGAGAAAACCGAGAUCAGCAUGAUGGAAGGAAUCAUUCAAGACAAAUAAAACCAGAUAUCAAGUGUUUUAUAUGUCACAAACAGGGUCAUCUGGCACGCCACUGUAGAAAACGAUACGGUGACAGCCGAAAUCAAGCGACUUUCUUUAUCCAAAAUCACCAGACAAAUAAGCUAAUCUACCUACCUGGAAAGGUGAAUGGAAAAAACAUUUCAUUUGUUAAGGACACAGGAUGUGAACUAACUUUAAUAAAGGCAAAGUUUGUUCCCCCAAGCUGCAUUCUAGAGGGACAGAGCACAGUGCUGUAUACAGCAGUAGGGCAACCAUUCAAUGCCAAACUUGCUGUUGUGGAGAUAGACACUCCAUUUUACUCUGGAAAUGUACAGGUUGGUGUUGUGCCGGGUUUGGUUGAAGAUGCUUUACUUGGAAUCGAUAUCAUUGACAGAAAAGCCAAAGUUAAUGCAGUGACAAGAGCCCAAGCUCAAGCAGAAGAAAUACUUGAAUUCCCUCAGGUACAAAAACAAAUGGCUGAAACAUCAGAAAUAAAUGAGAAUAUCCUGCCAAAUGCUGAGACAUUAGCGACCCAACAACGGGAAGAUGAAACACUGAACAAGAUUCGAGAAACUGCUCUGAAGACAGAAGAAGAAGCAAGAUCUGAAUCCAGUGCUUUCUUCUGGGAAGACUCAAUUCUUUAUCGUCACUGGAGAACCAAAGAUGAUUCCAAAGAAGGAAAGCAAUUAGUUGUUCCACAGUCUAUGAGAAAGAAGAUAUUAGAACUGGCUCAUGACAGACCACUAGCUGGACAUCUUAGUGUUGAAAAAACCAAACAGAGAAUCAUGGCAAGGUUCUAUUGGCCUGGAGUACUCAAAGAGGUUGCUGGACACUGUAAAACGUGCGACGUCUGCCAGAAGUUUGCCAAAAAGAAACCAGGCGAAAUCGCACCAAUGCGGACAGUACCAAAAGUCACUGAACCUUUCAGAAAAAUAUCCAUGGAUAUUGUCGGUCCACUGGCCAGAACAAAGAAAGGUAACAAGUUUAUUUUAACCAUUGUAGAUGAAGCCACACGUUAUCCAGAGGCCUUUGCUCUGAAGUCAAUUGAAGCAGAGGUGAUUGCUGAUAAACUGAUUGAAAUGUUUAGCAGGACAGGUGUACCUGAGGUAAUCUUGACGGACCAAGGCUCGAACUUCACAAGUACAUUGAUGAAGCAGUUAUAUGAGAUUCUUGGAGUCAAGGGUGUGACAACAUCGCCGUAUAAUCCCAAGGCGAAUGGUGUUGUUGAACGUUUUAAUGGAACUUUAAAAGCAAUGCUGAAAAAGUUAUCCAUGAGUGGCAGUGAUGACUGGGAUGUUCUGUUGCCAUAUACAUUAUUUGCGUACAGAGAGGUACCACAUCAGGAGACCGGGUUUGCACCAUUUGAGCUUUUGUAUGGAUGGCCUGUUCGUGGACCUCUGGAUCUUGUAUAUGAAGCCAUGACGGGACAGUCUGAAAAUGGUCAGACAUUGUUGGAUCACAUUACUAAGGUCAGGGAACGCCUGGCACUAGUUACCAGUGUAGUUGAGAAAAACUUGACAAGACGACAUGAGUAUACCAAGGCAUGGUAUGACAGAAAAAAACAGGCCAAGGAACGGAAGUUUUGGCCUGGUGACCAGGUACUGGUUUUGUUGCCGUCCAGUUCAAAGAAGAUGCUUGCACAAUGGCAGGGUCCGUUCAGAGUGGUAAAGCAAGUGUCUGAUGUCAAUUAUUCAGUUCAAGUUGGCGGUCGUCGAGUAUGUGUUGUAUAUCACAUCAAUUUGUUGAGAAAAUAUCAUCCCAGAACUAUCAUGUAUGUUGGUGCACAUAAUGAUACUGAAGAAGAGGAAUCGAGUGGAUUUAUCUUUCCUGAUGACACUGAGUCUUACCGAGAGGUCAGAAUCAAUCCGGUGCUGUCACAAGAACAAAAAGAACAACUGCGAGCAAUCUGUGAAGAAUUCUCAGAUGUAUUGACUUCAAAGCCUGGCUGUACAGACUUGAUAGAACAUGAUAUCAAGUUAAUAUCUGAUACCACUAUCUGUCAAGCGCCUUACAGAAUUCCCCAUUCUAAGUUGGGUGAAGUCAAGAAUGCCAUUGACGAUCUACUAAAGCAAGGGCUGAUCAAAGUGUCAAGAAGUCCAUAUUCGUUUCCAGUCGUUCUUGUGCGAAAGCCUGACAAGACACUAAGAAUUUGUAUCAAUUACAAGAAACUAAAUGACAUUACAGUAUUUGACAGUUACCCCAUGCCAAGGAUUGAUGAAACAAUCGAAGCUGUGGGGAGAUCCAACUUCAUCAGCCGACUUGAUCUGACCAAGGGGUACUAUCAAAUACCUCUCUCCAAAUCAGCACGGGAGAAGAGUGCAUUUACUACACCAUUUGGGCUCUACGAGUUUACUGUUAUGCCUUUUGGAAUGAAAACAGCACCAGCAUGUUUUGCUCGAUUGAUGAAAUUGGCAUUGGGAUCGGUGAGAGAUGUAGAAACGUAUUUCGAUGAUGUCAUAAUCCACAGUAUGGAGUGGAAUGACCAUGUGGAAAGCCUUCGGGAGGUUUUCCAUAACCUUCGGAAAGCUAAGCUGACAGUUAGACCAUCAAAAUGUGAGCUGGGAGCAUCCGAAACUAAGGUACUUGGACAUAUUGUUGGACAAGGUCAGGUAAAGCCAAAUCCUGACAAGGUUAGUGUCAUGAAAGAAUAUCCACUGCCCAUCACAAAGAAAGAUAUCAGAAGGUUUUUGGGAAUGACAUCCUACUACCGGAAAUUCAUCAAAAACUUCGCCGAAAUUUCCGCUAGUUUGACCGAUUUGUUGAGAAAGAAUUGCCCAAACAAAGUUCAUUGGACUGAUAAAAGUGUACAAGAUUUCAGAGCACUGAAAGACGCAUUGACCAAUGCACCUGUGUUGAUCAAUCCAGACUUCAGUAAGAAAUUUGUGUUGCAGACUGAUGCAAGUGAUCAUGCUCUUGGAGUUGUAUUGUGUCAAAUCCAAGCAGGUGAUGAACACCCAGUGGCAUUUAUGUCCAGGAAGUUAUUGCCACGAGAGCGAAACUACGCCACAAUUGAGAAGGAGUGUUUGGCAAUUGUAUGGGGAGUAGAAUCCCUAUCAUACUACUUGGCGGGAACACCAUUUACCAUCCAAACUGACCACAAUCCGCUUGUGUGGUUAAACAACUUGAAGGCGAAGAAUCAGCGCUUGUUAAGAUGGUCACUGAUCCUGCAAGCAUACGAGUUCAUCAUAGAAUACAAGAAAGGAACUGAUAAUGGAAAUGCAGACAGUCUGUCAAGAAUCUACUAG